Molecule: messenger RNA, 252 nt
Organism: Trichomonas vaginalis G3
Lineage: Eukaryota; Parabasalia; Trichomonadida; Trichomonadidae
Exons: 1
Coding region: 1-252 (83 amino acids)
Source: RefSeq, a predicted model, not a curated record
AUGGAAAGUGCUGGAACUCGAAUCAUCUUGAAGCAAUUAAAGAAAUACAAUAUCUUGAAAGAUGUUAAAGAGAUUAUUAAAGACCAAGAUAACAAAAGUGUCUCUGUCUUUAAAGAAUUUGGCGUCUCUCAUCUUGAAAGAUUCGAUCCAGGUCAUGUAUCAAAAAUAUCUCAAAAGAUUUUACAAAGUUCUCAGCUUCUCAUAAGACAGUUGAAGUUUUCAACGACAAGACUCAGAAGAUUGAAAAAAUAG